Messenger RNA from Metarhizium robertsii ARSEF 23, 2592 nucleotides. RefSeq names its product Peptidase S8, subtilisin, Asp-active site protein. Lineage: Eukaryota; Fungi; Ascomycota; Sordariomycetes; Hypocreales; Clavicipitaceae. Gene Ontology annotation, molecular function: serine-type endopeptidase activity; tripeptidyl-peptidase activity. Gene Ontology annotation, cellular component: cytosol; cell wall; membrane. The transcript is spliced from 2 exons. The record is from RefSeq and is a predicted model, not a curated record. Gene Ontology annotation, biological process: proteolysis. The coding region runs from base 1 to 2592 and encodes 863 amino acids.
AUGGUUCGCCUGUCGGCUUCGGCCCUCGCCUGCCUUGCCGCGGCUACUGUCUCCUUUUCAAGAUCUGCAGUCGUACACGCCCAAGAAGUUGCCCAGGAUGUCGUUGCUGGAGCCUUCCUCCUCGAGUGCGACAGCCAGAGCCUCAAGCCUCUCAUCAAGACAGUUCAGGAGCAGGGUGGAGAGAUUCGUCGCGAGUUCAACUCCGAGGUCUUCUACGGCUUCUCCGCGCAGCUGUCCAACGCAAGCGUGGCCGGGGAUGAGCUACAACAUAUGCCAGGCGUCAAGAAGGUGUGGCAAGUACAGGUGUCGAAGCAUCAGGAAUCGCCACCCGCAGAGUCGCAGGCCACGCCCGAGUCAGCUCACCAGCGACGUCAAGUCAAGUCGCCAUGGAACCACGUCAUGACACAGAUAGACAAACUACACGCGGCCGGGUUUACAGGGAGCGGCAUCCGGAUUGCCGUUGUGGACAGUGGCGUUGAUUAUACCCACCCGGCUCUGGGAGGCUGCUUCGGCGAAGGCUGCCGAGUGGCUCUCGGUGGCAACUUCGCCAAAGACGGCAAGGAUAACGACCCGAUGGACUGCAAUGGCCACGGUACCGCAGUAGCGGGCAUCGUUGCCGGUAACGAUGCGAAUUACGUCGGCGUGGCCCCCAACGCCACGCUGGCGGGCUAUCGGGUUCUUGACUGCUCCGCCAUGUUGGAAGAAGAUGACCUCAUAGCCGGCUGGGUCAAGGCAUAUCAGGACGGCGCGCAAAUCAUCGUGUCGUCUGCUGGCUGGCCGGGCGCGGCCUGGGCCACGCGUCCUGCGGCGGCCGUCGUCUCGCGCAUUGUCGACAGCGGCGUCCCGUGUAUUGUAGGCCUCGGCAACGAAAACAAUUCCGGCCUCUUUAAUACCCUGAAUCCCUCCAGCGGCCGGGGCGUGACGUCUGUCAACGCGUUUGCCCGCGCCCCGGGAGCCAUAGACGGCCAUGUCACCGACGCCCCCGUGGCCCAAUCCUCAACAUUCGGCCCCAACUGGGACCUUGAAAUCAAGCCCACUGUCGGGGCACCGGGCGAUGAUGUCCCGGGAAUCAAGAUGGGCGGCGGGUACGAGGAUAUUACGGGAACGUCCUUUGCCGGCCCUCUUGUCGCCGGCAUCCUGGCCCUCGUCGCCGAGGUUCGAGGCACCUUUGACCCCGUCUUGCUCAACAGCCUCCUCAUGACCACGGCCGUGCCUCAGGGAAACUACUACUCGGUUGCGCAGCAAGGUGGCGGCCUGGCCAGAGCAUGGGAUGCCGCUCACGCCACGACACUCAUUGAGCCCGGCAGUCUCUCCUUCAACGACACUCUACAUCGCGCCGAUUCCCUCAGCCUCCGGAUUACCAACACGGCCAGAGUCAAAGUCACCUACCAUCUCGAUACUCUGGCGGCCAAAACUAUUUACACCCUCGAAAAUGGCGGUGGCAUGGUGCAACACCUUGAUCCUCCUGUUGACGAAUCCGCCGAUGUCAAGCUCAGCAGGCGCCUUCUCGUCCUGGGUCCCGGCGAAUCGGCCUCGGUCGACGUCUCGGCCACAGAUCCCAAGGGUCUUGACCCCGAGCGCCUGCCGGUGUGGUCUGGUUGGAUUUCCAUCCAAAGCUCCUCGAAAUGCUCCAACAGCAGCAGUGUCUUGACGGUUCCGUACCUGGGUGUCUCGGGCUCCAUGAAGGAGCACCAAGUUCUCCGACCAGACGGAGUCGUGCUUUCAACUCUGUUUGACAAUGGGCGGGACCAUGUGCACCCAAAUGGGCAUCAGGUCGACUAUGAAACGAAAGACGACAGCUCCGUGAGCAUCGACUUGCCCGUACGCAUCAAGCCCAUCCUUGGAACUCGUCUUGUGCGCGCCGAGGUCGUGCCACUGUCGCCACGCAAGUGGUUGGCCGCCCGCCUGGCGGACAAGAACCUCAAGCUCGACGCCUUUUCCCUCGAGGCGCUGACUCACGCCUAUCCAACUCGCAAGACUUGGAGCGGGCGGCUAGAAUCGGGCGACUAUAUCCCCGCGGGCAAGUACAAUCUCGUCGUACGCGCCCUCAGGCUCUUUGGCGAUGCCGCCGUUGCAUCCGACUGGGACCUGUCGGAAAAUGUUAGUUUUGAAAUUAUCAAGCCCGCCGGCAGGAAAGCCUGCGAAAGGUAUGAAUCCAGCAAGGGCGCUGUUCCCGCGGAUGCCUUGUUUACCAGUCUCGAGGAGUGCCUCCAGGUUCACGGUGACAAGGUGGUGGACGCGCCUUGGGUUCCUGCGCCGCAGGAUGAGGCUUUGAGGGACAGAUGCGCCAACGGCGAGCUCACGGACGAGCUUUGCGGCACGUACGAGUUGUGCCGGAAGCACAGUGACAUCGAGCUCUUGUCUGACGUCAAGUCCCCAUUCACGUCGCUUGCCAGCUGUAUCGAGAGCCACAAGACGUUUCCGUUUAAGCCUUUUGACUAUUCGAGGUUACAAGAGUGCAUGGCCAACCAGGAUGAUGAAAGUAUCUGUGGCACUGACCUUUGGUGCAACUUGCAAUAUGAGUCGCCGCAGCCGACGGAUGAAUAUGGCAGUAGCGAGGAGUGUCGUUGGGCCCAUGGGAGCUACAGGUAA